Paramecium pentaurelia is the source of this 1506-nucleotide messenger RNA. The record is from the annotation of a GenBank genome assembly. NCBI's taxonomy places the organism in Eukaryota, Ciliophora, Oligohymenophorea, Peniculida, Parameciidae.
AUGUAAUAACAGCAUUUUUACACAGCAGAAUAACUAGGUUAUUUGAUUGACAACAUAGAAUUAGGACAUAAUACUGAACAUCUAUAGAAGUUGGCAGAUAGAAAAAUGAUUAGAUAGUCGAAUUCUUAAUAUAAAUUAUAAGAUGAUAUCAUAAGAGAAUAAUAUCAAUAAUCUCAUUAAUAUUAAGAAAAGAUUUUGAAUACUUAUAGAUUAUUAUAAGCAUUUAAUAAUCCAAAAAUUAGUUAAUUACUUUUCGAAUAAUUUGAUGAUGAGUAUUUAGUUAGUAAGAUUUCAUUUCAUAUUUAUAGUAUAAAAUACAGCUGAUUAAUGUAUUGAAUGGUAUUAUAGAACAGAUAAUAAGGAAUAUUUUAAAGUGAUAUUUGAUCUCUCAAAUUUACAAAAUGAUUUUUAUGAAGCACUAUAGAAAAAAAUAGUUAAAGAUAUCAAAGCUAACCAUGCCAAAGUUUACAUUGUUAUAAAGCAUUUAACAGAUAUUUUGGAAGAUUCAUUUCUUAUAUCAAUCUAUCAAAAUUUAAUCUUAAAUUAUAGUUUCUGUUAUCUUUAUGAUUUCUAAAAUUAUAACAACACAAUUAAUUCAAUCUAUGAAUUAACUGAUUCAAAAAUUUAGAUUGUUGAGUCAUAAUAUAUGGAAUCUAUAUAUGAAUAUAGAACUUUAGUGUUUUAAGAAUUAUUUAAUUUAGAUAAAGAAUAACUCAAAAAUUGGUAUUAAUAUUAUUUAAUAAUAAUAGUCUACUCUAUUCAAAAGUGUAUUUAACACCCAAAUUAUAAUUUAAUCUAAUGUUUCAAGAAAGAAUCAAUAAAGAUUUUAAUGUUUAAUAGAUAAAUAUAUAAGAUAAUUUAAGAUAAGAAAUCAUUUUAUCAUUACAAUAUAUUCCAAAAAAUAUCUUAGUUGAAUAAUUUAUUGGAACUAUUAUUUUGAAUUACAAAGAUUUAGUUAAAUAUAUCAUAGAUUUAUAUUUAGAUAAAUUAAUUUAAGAGUAAAAUUCUAAAUUUUUAUAAUGCUUAUUAAAUUUGAUAUCUAAUCCUGAAUUAAAAUCUCUAUAUUAUUAAAAUAAUAAGAAGAAACCCUUAAUGAGAGAAACAUUGAAUAUGUGUGUUGAGGAAAGAUUCCAAAAUUCAUUAAAUAAUUAGGAAUUAAUUAAAUAGACAGUUAAAUGUAUAUAUGAUUUAUAUAAAAAUGGAUUAAUGGCUAGACCUUAAUUACUAAUAUAUAUAAAAUAGUUAAUAAAACAAUUGUGCAAUUAACAUGCAAAUAAAUAGAUAAAUAUUAAAGAAAAUAAGAUUUUCUCUUCUUUAAUAGAUUUAUCUAAUGUUAUUGAAAGUUCAAAUAAGGUUAAAGAUCAUGAAAUAAUAAGUUUAGAAAGAGUGCUUAAAAUAAUCAUUAAUUAAUACAAAUUUAAUUGGUUUGAUAUUGAUAAUCUAAUUACUUUUGAAAGUUUAAGUUUAAUUGUGAAAUUGAUAAAUAUGUAUGAUGAAAACAAUUGA